AUGCGCUUUAGUCGCUUUGUUGCACUUUUCGCCUCGGCUGCUCUCUUGGUAUCUGCUGCUCCACUCCCCGUUCCUGUCUUCAACCACGAAGGGGCGAUGAACUAUCAUCUACGUUCGGCGGAUCACCAUCAAAUACAAGCAGGUCAUCACGGAAACCAGGCGAUAUUCCACUCCGGCGCCCUCGCCCUGGCGCAAAGAAGACAUGAUGGAGAAACCGCUGCGCGGCACCAGACGGCGAUGGAUUACCAUAAUCAGCAACAGGUGCAUCAUCUAGGUCAAUACACUCGCCAUAUGCAACAAGCGGAGCAUCACCGUCAACGUCUUGAGACUCGGAGCAUAGAGGAGUUGGAUUAG
Messenger RNA from Serendipita indica DSM 11827, 354 nucleotides. The record is from the annotation of a GenBank genome assembly. Lineage: Eukaryota; Fungi; Basidiomycota; Agaricomycetes; Sebacinales; Serendipitaceae.